AUGACUGCCUACACUAUGGACUCGAAGAAUCCAGCCGACUUCCAGGCAGAGGUCAACCAACUAUCAGAAAAGGAAAUGGAAAUCCUCAGAUCUUCCGCGGCAUCAGACACAGACAACGAGGAGGAGGCGCCCCCACCUGCAUACUCAGAUUCCACCGCCGCUACUAUUCCUCGCGAUGGGACACAGGAUUUCACACCCGGACGCUCACUCUUCAUCAACUCUCGUGGAAUCGGCUUGAUCCGUUUCCCGCUCCCAUCAUCAGAGUUGGAGAUCGGCGUCCACCACCCAGACGGAACUCUGGCGUACGUCUCGACGAGAGAGAAACGCUGUUCAGGAGAUUCAAUCCUAUCGUCACCAAAGCUAGGCAAUUUGCUAAGCACUUCAUACUUCUUUGGGCCCGGUCGCAACCCUAUCAUUCGCCAGCUUUAUCCAACCGCAUUUAAUGCCAAUGGUGAUAACAGCAACAACGACAUUAGCGUGGCUGGGAAAUUCAUUUCACGAAAUGCAUGGUUCGAAAUGCCUGAUGGUGCCAAAUUUGAAUGGCGAUAUAUUCGGCUAGGCUAUGAUGGAGGCGGCAGAUCGAAGCUUCUUAUUCUCGAGAAAGUAGAAGGAGAGGGUGAGGGAUCCCGCAAGAGGGUUGCACAACUUCUUCGCACCAAGGAGACCAUCCCAGAGGGAAGCUCUAAGCAUAGAGCUGGCUGUGGCGGGGAGUUGACCUUGGAUCAAGAUGCUCAUCUCGAGCUCGACGAAGCUGUUAUUGUGGGUACCUGCCUUUUGGUGUUGAAGAGGGAGGUUGAUCGCAGGAGGGCUAUUCAAAUGAUGGUUAUGGGUGGUGCUGCUGCUGGUGGUAGUUAA
This is a messenger RNA of Arthroderma uncinatum, 855 nucleotides long. RefSeq lists its product as uncharacterized. Lineage: Eukaryota; Fungi; Ascomycota; Eurotiomycetes; Onygenales; Arthrodermataceae. The transcript has a single exon. Bases 1 to 855 code for a protein of 284 amino acids. The record is from RefSeq and is a predicted model, not a curated record.